Lobosporangium transversale is the source of this 1075-nucleotide messenger RNA. RefSeq names its product S-adenosyl-L-methionine-dependent methyltransferase. The transcript has 2 exons. The coding region runs from base 155 to 1012 and encodes 285 amino acids. NCBI's taxonomy places the organism in Eukaryota, Fungi, Mortierellomycota, Mortierellomycetes, Mortierellales, Mortierellaceae. The record is from RefSeq and is a predicted model, not a curated record.
CUCUAUCCUUGUUGAGCUUGUUUCAAUUUUAAGAAAAAAUAAAAAAGUAUAAAAGGGCAGCCCAAUCCUCCCUUUUUUUCCAUCAAUUCUUCUUUCUCCAUCAUUUUACUCCCCAUCCACUCUACUCUCACAAACCAAACCACAUUCCUAAAUCAUGUCCGAUAUCCAAUCCAUCAACAACGCUCACUUCAACAAGACCGCUCAGGACUAUGACUCAUUUCCUCAGGCCAAAGAGUUGACAGAACGUGCUGCAGAGACCAUCGUUCAAGAGUUUAUUGCCUCCGCAGGCCCGGAGCGUGCCAAGAAUGCCAUUGCACUUGACUUUGGUUGUGGCACUGGACUCUGUGCCUUCAAAGUGGCACCCCAUGUUAAGGAAAUAGUCGGUGUCGAUGCUUCUGAAGGCAUGACCCAGCACCUGAAUCACAAACUGACCACCCAGGACGAGAACAAGGCUAUCAGGGAUAGUAUCAAGACCGUCACCCAUUUAGUUACUCAAAAUGAACCUCUGCCAGAGCCGGAACGUUCACAAUAUUUGGCAGGAGCAAAUGGCGGUUUUGAUCUCAUCUAUUCGAGUUAUGUAAUGCAUCAUAUCGAAGAUAUCCAGGGAACCAUUGAUACUCUUGCUCAAAAAUUGGUCAAGAAGGAUGGUUGGGUCAUCAUUAUUGAUUUCCAAGGCCCUCACCAUCACCAUCACCAUCAUCAUGAGGGAGACGGAGAACAUGAAAAGCAUGGUGAACACAGUAGUGAAGGUCAUGGUCAUGGCCAUGGUCAUAAUCAUAAUCAUGGUCAUAGUCAUGGAGACAUCAGUAAUUCGCUGUUCGUAGAUGAGAACGGUAAUCCUCUGGAUUAUGUUGCCCACAAGCAAGGAUUCACCUCCGAGGGCUUGACAGAGGUCUUCAAGAAGGCUGGACUCGUCGAUGUCUCUGCUAGAACUGCGUUUGGUAUGAGCAGAGAAUUAUUCGGGAAGAAAAUUUGGGCUGAUGUCCUUGUCAUCAAAGGCCGUCGCGCUUAAAGUAGAAAUAGUAGAUUUUUUUUUUUUUUUAUUUUUUUUUAUUUAUGACCGAGUUGGCUACCG